This is a messenger RNA of Volvox carteri f. nagariensis, 1542 nucleotides long. RefSeq lists its product as uncharacterized. Gene Ontology annotation, cellular component: membrane. Bases 161 to 1045 code for a protein of 294 amino acids. The record is from RefSeq and is a predicted model, not a curated record. The transcript has 9 exons. Gene Ontology annotation, molecular function: phosphatidylinositol binding. NCBI's taxonomy places the organism in Eukaryota, Viridiplantae, Chlorophyta, Chlorophyceae, Chlamydomonadales, Volvocaceae.
UCUUCGCUUGCACUGCAACUGUGGUCGCCAACCCCGUGCUCCACCUAUGAAAUGCUAGUAUGUGCUUAUAAUUACAAACUUAUAUAAGCUUAGUAGUUAACAUUUGGAGUUGGUUUCGUUUUCACCGUUGACUUCCGAAGUGCGUUGACGCUGCGAAAGCAUGGAGGACACUCGGGCUCGCUGGGACCGCGCUUUCCAGGAGGCUGUAGACUACGACACUUGGGGCCAGGUCGAGGAGGCUCUUGAGGGUUACCAACGCUUGCAAGUUGCUGCCGCAGCGGAGUAUGUGGAAAACGUACUGCAGCUACCUAUGGUUCGCCGAGAUGGCAUCGGUAAACUCGCCACGGCCCUCAAGUACCGGAUAGAGGAGCUGUCCAAGGGUGCCAACCGGAGCAUUGGUCUGUCCAGCAUGAAGAACCUCCGGGGCUUCAUGAAGGAGAUCAUCAUCAGCGACGCCGCAUUUCCGCUGUCGGGGGUCCAGGCGGAGGGCACCAUCACGCCCAGCCCCUCGCCCUUCGUUGCGGGGCCUGCUGAAAUCCGGCAGGACCGGGACGACGACGCGGGAGCGGACGAUGCGGACGGCUCGUUACGGGUAGCGCCCGCCCACCAAAGGGGUGACGUCAGCCUGGUCAUCUUUAUUGAGAAGUGGGGCCUCAAGGACGCGAUGUCGUACACGGACCCCCGAGUCGUGGUGUCCGUGAGGGACGAGAAGGGCCAGGCGGUGGAGGCCGUACAGGAGACCCCGGUGGGCCGCUCCAACUUGAGCUACGUGUUCUUCGAGAACACCGUCUACAUACAGACGCCCAUCAACCAGCUGUCGGACAAGUCCGCCAUCUUUUUCGAGUUUCGCCACUUCAAGCCCAAAAAGAGCAAGAAAAGCAUCAAGGCGUAUUGCUACAUGGAGAUGGAUGAAAUCAAGAACGGCCCGGUUACACUCGAGGUGUACAAGAAGCCCGCCAUUUACAAGCGCAACAAGAAGCCCGCGCUGUUGAGCAUCAAGCCGCUGUACCUGCACCUCGACCUCACCGUACAGCAGCGGAGCUAGCUGACAAACCAACGAACAAAGUAACUAACUAACUAACAAACUAGGCAGCCACUACGAUGAUAGCAGUAUCGUGGCGUCCCUCCAUCCUCCGCCAUCAUGGGAUCUAGAGAGAGUGAGAGAGGAGAGAGGGGGUUACCUGGCUUACAUCUUGUUCCCUUGUCACUUUGCCCGCUUCCACGCAACGCCCAUUUUCGCCCAUUUGUUAGCUUUCUUGCUUUCUUGCUUGAUUGUUUGUUUGUUUACUUCUUUAUGUGGCUACGAAGCCCUCCGAGGGUUAUAUUAGUUGUGCCUGUGGGGAAUGUGAACGGGAUGUGAAUGGGAUGUGAUGGCCUCCCACGACGGGGUGCUUCAGCCGGUGCGGACCUUCCUAGCUGACUGAACUGUGGCGAGCACCCCACGGGCCGCGCCACGGCAGUGGUGACGUGGCGUGGCAUGACGUAACGUAACGUGCAUGGGGACCAGAUGUUCAGCGCUUUGUGGUGCAGCGAAGAGCUGGG